Molecule: messenger RNA, 2241 nt
Organism: Cyprinodon variegatus (sheepshead minnow)
Lineage: Eukaryota; Metazoa; Chordata; Actinopteri; Cyprinodontiformes; Cyprinodontidae
Gene: ppp1r14d
Product: protein phosphatase 1 regulatory subunit 14B-like
Exons: 4
Coding region: 229-591 (120 amino acids)
Biological process (GO): regulation of phosphorylation
Cellular component (GO): cytoplasm
Molecular function (GO): protein serine/threonine phosphatase inhibitor activity
Source: RefSeq, a predicted model, not a curated record
AAGAGAGUGAGCUUCAGAGAGAAUAAGUGAGAGGGACGACAAGGACAAGCAGAGAACCAGAAGCUGGAAUUAAAGACUCAGAAGAAAAGAGGAGCAGCGUGUGAGAACAGCAGCCUAUAAGAAAAUCAGCUUUAAGUAAAUAGAGGAGGGGAGUUGGUGUGUACGUGGAGUGCUUCAUUGCCUGUGGCUCUGUCUGUGAUCCACGGUUCUCCUGAGGCCGUGGCAGCCAUGGCGUCAGAGCCAAGCACCCAGUCCAGGGUGGUGUUCCAGGCGCCGGACAAGACUGAAGACCCUGCAAACCGUAAGCUGGGCAAACUGACAGUGAAGUACAACCGCAAGGACCUGCAGAGAAGGCUGGAUAUUGAGGAGUGGAUCGAUGGGCAGCUGCACCUGCUGUUUGACUGUGAGGAGGAGGAGAUUCCAGAGAUAGAAAUUGACAUAGAUGAACUUCUAGAACUGCCCGAUGAAGGACAAAGAACUCGUCUUCAGGAGCUAUUGCAAGAAUGCGGAAAGCCAAAAGAGGAUUUUAUCAACGCGCUGCUCUACAGGAUAAAAGGCCUAAGGAAAAUGUCAGGCCCCUUGAAGAAAUAAUUAUAGGUCAAGUUAAGAAUCAAGAUGGGGAGCGUCUUCUUCCCGAAGGGUUAACUGUUUGAAUGCCUGUAAGAGAGAAUGACACAUCAGUGAGAGCUUACCUGUCUCCCUCCCCCCAGACUGGAUUUUUGUUUUUCCCAAUUUAUGGACUCUUCUAAGAUUUAAACUCCUUUUACAGUAUAUAUAAUGUAAAAGAGAUAAAACUGACACUAUUACCUAGAUGGACUCUUUUCAUGUGUGUGUAGGAGUUAAAAGCGUACAUUUUCAGUUUCUUUUUUUAUGUAAAUAGACAUUUUGUUCAGGUAACAAUGUUGUUGGAAUAAAAUGGAAGCUUUUCAAAUUAAGGCUGUUUGUGCGAAUAAUUAGAUCCAGAGCAAAGUGAUGAACCAGUGUGUUUUAUUAGGCAUUGAUUAUGCACCAACAUGUUCAACUUGAAUAAAUCAUGGUAUCGAAAAAAAAUGGUUUAUUUACUACUUGAAUUAAAUAAGUUAAAAAGAAAUGUAAUACAUUUUUUUUUCAGUGAAUUCUGGUAUUUGUUUCAGUUAACUUUGAAUUUGGCUUAAAGCAAAUGAGAAACCAAAAUUCAGUUUUAGACGAGAAGUUUUUAACACUGGAAUGUAUAGUAACUAACAGGUAAAUCCAUGCCAGUGCUGAGAUGUAAAGAAAUCCCAGUGGGAUUUAAAGCAGCCUUCAGCUAAUUAGUAUCAUGUUUGGUUUCAAUCAUCUUCAAGAAAAACACCCAGGAGUUGUCUAUAUAAUAUGAGGUCAACUAGUUUUACAAGCGAAUGAGGUCUAGUGAAAGCAGUAAUAAAACCACUGACUGUGACCAGCCACCUCUGUACUUCCCUCAGCACUUUACUUUAUUCUACCACUUUCUCCUUCUACUACUUUCAAUUAUAAUGCUAGGAUACAGACCUUAAUUAACAGAAAGCCAUUUGCUUUAAUCAAUUCUAAUCAACAUCAAUAAAAUGCUUGAAAUAUUUCACACCGCUGCACAAAAUUACAGGUUUACUUUUUGAACUGAAUUAAUAAAAAUAGUUAUAUUUAAAAAAAAAUUCACAGCCAAGUUACAUACACAAAACGUACAGCUUCAAUGAAACCUUAAUGCUACCAAACCCUGUUUUCAUCCUGCCAGGUGGUUCAGCGUCUGGAUCCGACUGGAAGACCAGCCGCCACUGUUGUUUUCUGACAUUAAUUUUUCAACAGAGUGAUGGAAACAACAGAAGCGUUGACAGGUCAGGUCUAGAAGUAAACACACUGAAAUCAGCCACAGGAUGUUCCAUUUAGCAAGCAGCCAUUAAACCCAUUCACUUCCUCUCUGUGGCGAUGCAUGACUUCACCAGAAAUGCAAACAUGGCCAUCGUUAAUGGAGGAAGCCCCCAGGGAGUGAUGAUGGCUUCCCCUUCUGUUAGCUAUCCAAUAAUGGAUGCUAAAAAAACGGUCCUCUCACUGUCCUACAUGGGGGUCUUUUCACUGAAAGCUCCAUUACAGUCAUUUGUAUGAUUCUGACUCAUAAAGUCUUUCUAUAUGGCCAAACAGUCAUGGAGCACAGACUGAUAUUUCUCUCAGAUACAUUCCAUUAGUUUUAGAAAAAAUAAUUACAAAGCAGAUGAUUUUGCUUCACUUAGCAUACAAAAAAUGAAUAAAAAA